Amborella trichopoda is the source of this 2580-nucleotide messenger RNA. The record is from RefSeq and is a predicted model, not a curated record. Lineage: Eukaryota; Viridiplantae; Streptophyta; Magnoliopsida; Amborellales; Amborellaceae.
AUGGGCAUUUAUGUAACCUCUCACUAAAUCUCUCUCUUUCUCUCCCUUCCUUGGAUCGAUCGCUCCGGACAAGACGUAGUAAACUAAGAACUCCACUUUCUCUGAUACCCACCCUUUCUCUCUCCGACCCUCCCAGCUAGAAUCUAGAUACAGUCUCUUUCUCUCUCUAAAACUUAAAUCCACAUUUCUCUCUCUAGUCUCUCUCUAUCUAGAUUCUGAGCUACAGCUUAGAGCCUCUGCCUCUCUCUCUCUCCCUCUGUCCGAGCUCACCUCAAAAUCGGAAUCUCCUCUCUGUCUCUCUAUCUAGGAGGCUAUUGCCGGUCGCCGGGAAACUUCGAAACUCGCCGGGGAAUCCGUCCUGUCAAACCGCCGGAAAACCCACCGAUCCAGCUGCGAAAAACAGGAAAUCUCAGGUGUCCUCUCUCGCCUUCUGAAAUCUCAGGUGGGUUCUCUCUUUCAUAACGGGAAAUCUCAGGUGGGUUCUCUCUCUGAUAACGGGAAAUCUCAGGUGGGUUCUCUAUCUGAUAAGGAAUAAUUUCGGGUUGUUUCUCUCUAGACCUGCCCAAGAAAUCUCCGCUGUUCUCUGUCUACGUUAACUUUACUGACAAGCCAUUUCCAGUCCGCCCCAAAAAACCGAUAGAUUCACGGACCUGCUGGGAAAUCAAUUACCCGGCCGGAAAAUAAAGAACCGGCUGGGAAUACCAGGAAGAAACCAAGGGACUCGCCGGGAAUUCAGGGGAAAUCUAGGGGACCUAACAGAGAAGAAACCAGGAACGGUUUGUUGGGAGAGAGAAUACCAGAAACUAGCGAGACUAUAAACCAGGAUUCCUCUGCAAAAACUAGGAAUCAUCUGAGGAAACCCUUACAACUCUUCGGCUGAAAACUAGGAAUAGUGGAGAAACGCCAAAGAAGCCCCAUAAAAACCCACUUCUAUUGAGAAGUUGAGAACCCAUCUGGUGAUAAAACCAGAAUCCUUGGGAGAAACGCCAAAUGGAAAACAGGGCCGAGUUGGAGGGAAAAGUCAUUAAUCCUUCACAAAAAACAGGGCUUAGUUGAUGAAAAAACCAGGUUUGGCAUGAAAACCGCCAAAACGAAGAAAGGGAACCCAGUUUGUUAAGACUUACCUGAGAAAGCCUGAAAACUACCAAAAUCUCAGUGACCCACCAUAAAAACCAGCACCCAGAUGAUUAAAAGACCAGAGGAACCUGUCCGAAAAUCCCAGAAACACCUGAAAACCCAAUCUCUGGCCAUAAAAUCCGUGAGUCAACAUUAGAAAAGCAGGGACCACCAUAAAAGCCAGGACCCAAUCAAUAGGAAACGAAUUAAAACCAGGACCCAACAAUAGAAAAACCAGGGACCACUGUAAAAUAUCCGGACACCAGUCGAUAGAAAACCAGGUAGUAGCUGGAAAUGCACAGGAGAACCACCAAAAAAUCAACCGGAAAACUGAGGGAAUGGCCAGGCAACCAUCAUUGACAUCAAAAUGAAAGACGAGGAUGGAAACAACAACAAUUGGUUCUCUCGGUGGGAGGACGACCUCCCCCCCCCUGAAGAACUCAUGCCCCUCUCUCAAUCCCUCAUAACCCCUGACCUCGCUCAGGCCUUCCAAAUCCAUAAGCUGCCCGAUCCCCCUGGCCCCCUGCCUGAGCUUUCUGAGCUGCCCGAGCACCCUGUCCAGUUGCCCGAACCAUCCUCUCCUCCCGAGCUGCUAAGCUCCGACGAGCCUGCCCGAACUCUUAAGAGGCCCCGACUUGUUUGGACUCCCCAACUUCAUAAACGAUUUGUCGAUGCGGUUGCGCACUUGGGUAUCAAAAACGCAGUGCCAAAAACUAUAAUGCAGCUUAUGAAUGUUGAUGGGUUGACUAGAGAGAAUGUGGCUAGUCAUUUGCAAAAGUAUAGGCUCUAUCUUAAGAGAAUGCAGGGGCUUUCACCAGAGGCUCAAGGGCAAGGUACCCAUGACCACCUUUUCAGCCAGGCAGGGCACCAUCACCACCAUGGGUUAGUGCACCAUAGGGGAGCAGAGGAUGUGUUUUCAGGGCAAGUCGGGUUAACGACCAUACAUAAUGCCCAUCAUCAAUUUCACCACCAUCAUCAGAGUCCGUAUCAGAGUCAGGGCCAUCAUCAUCAGCAGCAUCAUAUUGCCAGUGGGGGCGUGGGGUUCUUUGAUCAUAGAUUUUUGGGUAGGCCGCAGCAUCAUCAAGGAAUGGUGGGGGGAAGGGUGGGGGUGGGGCCAGGAGGGGUAUUGGGGCCGGCGACAGCAGCAGCAGGGAUUGGGGGAGGGGUGGUGCAGGUAGAGGAUGUGGAGGGCUCGUCGCCCCCACGCAAGGUGCUCACGCUCUUCCCGACCGCAGAUGAUUGAUUGCUCUCUUUCUCUCUCUCCCUCCCCCCUCCCCCUGUGUCUACCUCUAUCUAUUUCUCUCCUCCUCUCUUUUUAUUGUGUGGGCAUGGUGGCAUGGGAGGAUUUGGGGCAUCAUAUCUCCCAUGGAUUGUGUUGUCCUUUCACUGCUAAUAAUCUCUCUCUCUCUCUCUCUCUCUCUCUCUCUCCUUGUGUAUGUUAAAUUGCGGAUGUGUUCGGGCAAU